UUGGAAGCACAGGAAGACAGAGGACAGAAGGGCGUGAGAGAAGCUUCUACUUGAGUACGAUUGUUUCGAAAAUCAUCGAAGAUGAACCAUAAUAUUCAGCAAUCGAGCGACGGAAGACAUGACGAUGAUGCUGCUCUUACGGAGUUCCUCGCGUCGUUAAUGGAGUACACUCCCACUAUCCCCGAUGAAUUGGUGGAGCAUUAUCUGGGAAAGAGCGGAUUUCAGUGUCCCGAUGUUCGAUUGAUUAGGCUUGUAGCUGUUGCUACACAGAAGUUUGUUGCAGAGGUUGCAAGCGAUGCUCUCCAGCAAUGCAAGGCACGACAAUCGUCAGUUGUCAAGGACAAAAGAGAUAAGCAGCAGAAGGUCCUCUUCUCCUUCCUUCUCUUCUAUUUUCUUUUAUCUUUUUGUCGUGUGGUUUGUCUUUACUGUUUAUUGGGACAGGAUAAGCGUCUUAUAUUGACUAUGGAGGAUCUGUCGAAAUCACUACAUGAGCAUGGGGUGAAUGUGAAGCACCAAGAGUAUUUCGCUGAUAGCCCUUCUACUGGGAUGGAUCCAGCUUCUAGAGAUGAGUGAGCUAGAGCUAGAAUCAUUGAACUCUACCCACUCAUUUCCGUAUGUUCACGAGUAAUGUCAAUGCUGUUGCUUGUUCGCUGCCAUCUCUUGUACAUUUCAUUUGUUGAUUGUUAGUAUUUCAUUUCAGGUGGUUUUACUUUAUUUGAUAGCCCAAUCUUGUGCAUUAGAUUUGUUAGACACGCGCUCUAAUUAUGUCCUGUACAAAUUAGAGCAGUAGGCCAUCCAGUGGGAAAAGUCAGAUUUGUUUGAGUCUCGUUUCCUAUCUGCAGUAUUUUAGGGGUUAGUAAUUAAGAAUGGACGACUCCUUAGGACACUGGCUUUAACCACGACCACAUGAAGAAUUGCUCUAAUGAAAGGCUUUUCUGGACA
Messenger RNA from Tripterygium wilfordii, 942 nucleotides. RefSeq names its product transcription initiation factor TFIID subunit 10. The record is from RefSeq and is a predicted model, not a curated record. Gene Ontology annotation, molecular function: RNA polymerase II general transcription initiation factor activity; promoter-specific chromatin binding. Gene Ontology annotation, cellular component: transcription factor TFIID complex; SAGA complex; nucleus. Lineage: Eukaryota; Viridiplantae; Streptophyta; Magnoliopsida; Celastrales; Celastraceae. Gene Ontology annotation, biological process: transcription initiation at RNA polymerase II promoter. The coding region runs from base 82 to 573 and encodes 163 amino acids. The transcript is spliced from 5 exons.